This is a messenger RNA of Orbicella faveolata, 1676 nucleotides long. RefSeq lists its product as uncharacterized. Lineage: Eukaryota; Metazoa; Cnidaria; Anthozoa; Scleractinia; Merulinidae. The record is from RefSeq and is a predicted model, not a curated record.
CAGGAAUCUGGGCCUAAUAGGCAUAGCCGCUGACCUGAACACAAGCCAAGGCGCCUGGCCGUUUCAGCGGAAGAUCCGUGAUGAGAAAUGAGAUGGAUUGCACAGGCAGUGGGCAACAUAGCGAAUUUUGUUGGUAAAUUUAUAAAUACUGAAGUUGGAUCGAUAACUAACAUCUGUCUCCGAAUUGGUAUGGCUUCAGCUAAAGACAGCUGCAGCUCUUCUUCAGCGGAGUCAAAUCAACUGAUUUUCAACCCCAAGGCCUGGCUUUCAGAGUUCAGAUCUUCGAAAAAUGAUAGUAAACGCCGACUGCGAGUGGAAAUCAUACAACAAACCCUAGAAGCCUGUAAAAACUUCAAGUACACACUGGAAGACGGUUCUCAGGUCACAUUUACAGAUCACGAAAGUGUCUCAAGAGAUGCCAGAAAAACAACUCUUCACAUUGAAGAACUUCCGCCGAGAAGAACGGCGGAAUGUGAGGAUUUUAAAACCAAGAUAGUUGUGGUCAAUGCAGAUUGCCUUGAGGAAGCGAUUCGCUUGAGGAAUGAAGGGUUUAAUCCAGCUGUUUUAAAUAUGGCUUCAUCUCGGAGACCGGGGGGAGGCUACCUGUCAGGAGCUGGGGCUCAAGAGGAGAACUUGUUCCGUCGGACAAAUUAUGUCCAACAUUUAGCCAACCCUGACAAAGAAUUUGAUCCCAAAAGAAAAUGGACAUACAGACUCCCAGAAUUUGCAUGUGUCUACUCGAAAAAUGUCUUCAUCAUACGAGCGUCCGAGGCAGAAGGAUAUGCAUUUCUUUCCAAACCAGUGCCUAUGUCUUUUCUUGCUCUCUCAGCCUAUGCCCAUCCCCCCCUUACGAAAGAUAAACAAAGACUCAUCCCUCAAGUGGCUGAAAAUACAAAACGAAAGAUACGCUGCCUGCUGUCUACAGGUCUGUACCAUGGCCAUGAUGCGCUGGUUUUAUCAGCUCUUGGAUGCGGUGCAUUUAGAAACCCUGCCCGUCACAUGGCUCAGCUCUUCAAGGAAGUGUUGUUGGAGGAAGAAUUUGUGAAUAGAUACAAGCAUAUAUCAUUUGCCAUCUUUGAUGAUCAUAAUGCCAGGGGGGAUGGAAAUUAUCAACCCUUUUUUGAGGUUUUUUCUGAAUCUUCGUAAACGUUACUGGUCAGUGCUAAUUACUGUUGCCAAGUAACUGUUGCCAGGUAACAGAACAUCAAAAUAACUUUAAAUUGGACUAAAAUUGGAAAUACUGGAAAGGGCUUUAAAUAGAACAACACAAUCAUCUUAGAGCAGUUUUUGAUCAUUUGGCAUAGUAGUAACAUUUUUGGAACUGCCAAAGACUAAACCCUGAUUGAUAAAAGUAAUCAUAACAGUAUAAAACAUUGAAGGACCAUAAAACAUCACCUGCCAUUGACUGUGAAUUCCACUUCAUCAUUCAAAAUUAUUUUCGCCUGCAAACUCUGAUAUUUCGCCUACAUUUUAAUGGCAGGCUGUUAUUCUGAGCCAAGAAAAGUUAAUCCUUUAAAAUACAAUGUCAUAUUAGAUGUACAUGUAGUGAGAAUGCACCCAUUUCCUCAGUCAUUGGUUCCAGGCCAUUUAAUAAACUUACUUACCAUAAAUCCUCGAAUGAGCACCCGGGGCCCUUAUUUCAAAUUUAGGAGAAGACAGGGGGGCCCUUUUUGAGG